Molecule: messenger RNA, 4604 nt
Organism: Hylaeus anthracinus
Lineage: Eukaryota; Metazoa; Arthropoda; Insecta; Hymenoptera; Colletidae
Gene: Smr
Product: nuclear receptor corepressor 2-like
Exons: 7
Coding region: 739-4350 (1203 amino acids)
Cellular component (GO): cytoplasm
Source: RefSeq, a predicted model, not a curated record
AGCAGACAGAUCGGUCCUCACGCUUGUGCGGUCUGCCAGAGCGUGGUCGAAGGGAAUACGCAAAGUCGGGCGUUGCCGCGCGGUCAAGCGUUGCAGUACGGGUUGCGAGAGGAUCAAAUCGCGCCCGGUGCACGCGUGUGCAAUACCUGCAGAUGCAAAGCGGUCAGGGGACGGUACACGGCGUGCCCGCUCCCGGGUUGCCCGAACCUGAACAACGCCAGCUCGAAAGCCAGGGUGAAGCGACUGAGAGCCUUGCCAGUCAAGUGGCUCGACCUGCCAGCUGAAAUUCGCGACCCAAUCGUACAAGAGUUUCAAAUCCCGAGCAAUGCCACGAAAUGUUGCUCGGCUUGUUUCAAUCGUAUAUCUCGACGGCUGGCGCCUCACCUGACCGGCGGUGCCGAAGUUGCCGAGGACACGGCGGAUUCCCUGGCUCGGCAAUGGACGGACGAGGAAUUGGAACAUCUGAGGAGAGCUCUUCGCGAACACGGCGCCAACUGGGUGAAGGUCGCCGAGCAGAUACCGGGAAAGACGAACCAUCAAUGCAAAAACUACUACCUGGCGUAUCGGAAAAAGUUGAGCCUGGACCAAGUGGUCGCCGAGUAUCAUCAGUCCUUGGGCGAGGAGAGAAGACCUUGCUUGACGGACGAGGAAGAGAGCGGUAGUAGCACGAGCAGCUGCGACGAACUCACGGUUCACGAUUCGAGCGACACAGCCAGCGCGGGAAGUCCAGCGAACAAUAUGACGAGCGCGAUACCAGGAACGCCGAGCGUUUCCGCGUCUGCUACUCUGCCUAUAUCCUUUACGCGAUCGGCAGACCAAAAACUUGGUGAAAAGCUGCCGGAUAUAGCCGUGGUGUCUCUGGUACCACCGGUGAGCCUAGGCUCGUCGCAACAGUCUUCCACCAGCGGAGGUAGCAACGCUGCUUCCGCUGGCACUAGAGAAGAUUACGAUAGUUCUGCCACGGAGACGGCGGACGAGGGUCAGGGUGGUGCCGAUUUAGAAAAUAGCAGCGUCGUUGUGACCUUAACUACUGCCAAUAAUUCAACGUCGCUGCAGCAACAGCAUCAGCAACCGCAUCAACAAGUCCCGCCGUCAUCUCACUCGCCACCAUCCACUGCAAACAAUUCCAAUCCCCUGACCGUUAAAGAUCUUAUGCUCGGCGUCAUCGAGAUGCAAUUGAAACGGAAUCCCAACAGUCCGGCCGGGACCGGCGGAUCGUCGAUACCUGUAAAUUCCGGAACGCCGACGAUAUCUAGUAUAUUAAAAACAGAUCACCGGAACGACAUCACUUUUGUACGAGAAUAUAAACCGUCGAGUUCCAUGGCGAACACCGCCAUGCCUAGGGAUUCGAGUUUGGCGACCCUGUCGGUCGUGUCUGGUCCUCAUCACGCGCAUCGUUCUGCUCCUAGUCCGCAACAAAUUGGUCAAAUGCAAGCAACGAUUACUCCCUGUCCACCGACGGCGUCGAGCAGUCAAUCUUCAUCGGAUCUGCUUCCAAAAGAAGGAUUGGUCGUGAUGCAGGUGCAACAAGCGCUACGCGAGAGCACCGAGGGCACCCUCGACCUGAGCAUCAAAAAGCCAAGGCAACAACAAGAAUACAACCAUUCCUUGCAGACGCUUCACAAACCACCGACGGUCACCCUGUACCGACCGGAACCACCGUCGGGCGCUUACUAUCAUCCCCAUGCUCACCCUGAACAAGGACGCGGCGCGAAAAGUCCGCUCGUCUACGUAUCGUCGCCGCGACCUCAAGCGCCUCUUACACCUAAAAUGAACAAAGUUGCCGUGCCGCCGCCUCAUCCGAAAUUGUCACCUAAGUUGAGCGCCAUGGGGACGACGGGUCACAAAAGCGGCUCCAUCACGCACGGUACACCCGUUUCCAGCGCUCGUUACGAGGGUCUCCUUCGGCAAAUGACACCCCCUGGAAACCCUUGCAGCGUCGCUGGUACGCCGAGCGUUCAAAGCGGUUCAAAUGCCGUGAACGCUCCCAGCAACCAAGGACCCAAAGAAACAGGAUCCAUAACUCAAGGUACACCGGUACAUCCUUUCGCGGUGGACAAACGGGCACCCAUGUACGACUACCAUAGAACGAUUAGACACUCACCGGUGACGACGGGUAACAUUCCUGGACAAGGUCAAGCCCAAGCAGGAACAGCGGCGGUCGUAGUGACUCAUAGCAAUCAAUACAACUCUUACUCGGGUCGGCCACCGCCCAGCUACACGAUGGAACAGCAAUUAUCAUCGAGACAAAUUAUCAUGAACGAUUAUAUAACCAGCCAACAGAUGCAUGCGCGUAGUCGAAGUAGCGGUACGAACGAAGGUGGUAGCAAGAACGAGGCGCCCUCGACGUUGUAUUACACGAGUACUCCGCCGCCGCCGCCGCCGCAAACGCAUACACAGCCUCGGCAGGGUGUCAUACAAAGGCACAACACGCAAAAACAAAUUCAUUAUCCGCCUCCGCCGCCGGGACUGGAGGCCUUUUCUAGUUUAGUAGACGUCGCUGUGCAACAACCAAGUCUUCCGGUUCCUCAUCCGCAUAGUCAUCCCGCGUCUGGAAGUAGCAGUCACGAGGGUCUCGGUAAAACGAUGGCGGACAGGCUGUUGGCCGAUCGCUACGCGGACAAGCAUCGUCUGGCGAUGCAUCAAGCCGAUCACAGAAUGGCCGUGGCGCACCAUCAUCAACGCGAUAGAGAAAGAGAACGGGAUUUGGCUCAUUUACGGGAGAAAGAAGAGUACAGGCUGCAACGGGAGAAGGAAAUUAUUCAACAGCAAGAGCACAGAAUGCAACAGAGGGAAAAGGACGCGCAGCACGCCGAGCAUAGGUUAUCGAUACAGCAGCGAGAAAAAGAUAUACAGCAACACACCGACCACCGUCUGACCGUCCAUCAGCAGAGAGAAAAGGAAAUUCAGCAACACAUGGCGGUGGCAGCUGCUCAACGAGAGAAGGAACACCAGGAGCAUCGUUUAGCGGUACAACAACAAAGAGAAAGAGAUCUGCAUAUGCAACAACAACAACAACAACAGCAGCAGCAGCAGCAACAGCAACAGCAACUUCAGCAGCAUAUACAGCAGCAGCAAAGGAUGGAGGCUGAAAGAAGGCACAUGGCUCAAUUGUACAGAGAUCAACAGCAGCAGCAACUAGACAGGGACGCAAACAGAUUGAUAAGCAGCGGAUUUUCACAAUCCUCCAGGCAUCAACAACCGCAGCAGCAGCAGCAGCAGCAGCAACAACAGCAACAAUCGUCGUCUAAACAGAGUCAGUCCUCCAGUCAACAACAAAAUGAAACGGGAUCUACUUUAACCGCCGCCAGUCUGAUAGACGCUAUUAUAACUCAUCAAAUUAAUCAAAGCGCCGAAAAUACUGGCGGAAACUCUCAACCGCAACGACCUGGCGAUCGCCUUUUUCAGGGAUUUCAUCGGGAAGUUCCAGCGGAACCCAAUGGGAUGGCCCAUAGUCCCGCCGGCGAGGGAAACGGUGGUAACAGCGGAUCGGGAAACACGGGUGGCAACGGAAGUGGAAAUAAACCGAUUACUCUUGGAGAACACGUCGAUCAUAUUGUUUCUACAGAUUACGGCCCUUCACAUUCCUCGUACAGAUCGUACACCGGGUAUCAAAUCUCGGAAGAUCAAUGGAAGAGACGGAAAGCCAACGAAUCCAAUUCCGUUAAAACUGGAGACGAACGUCAGAUAAUACGUGUCACGCAGCAACAAUCGCAGCAGCAACAACAACAGCAGCAACAACAGCAGCAGCAACAACAACAGCAGCAGCAGCAACAACAACAACAACAACAACAACAACAUCACCAACAGCAACACCAGCAGGCACCAUCCUCGGUAGGAAAGCAACAGUUCCAUUCUGUUGAACCCGUUUCGCCCCCGGAAGCAGGUACCAACCAUUACGGACGUCGCUUGUACGAAACAACCACUGCCACGUCAACUUCCGGAACUCCUUCCAAUAAGCCGCAUCUCUCGCCGUUGGAUUACGUUAAGAAUAAGAUUGUCGAAGUUAUGCGUACAUCCGAGGACGAUAAAGGUGGCGGCGCCGCGGGUGAUAGGAACGGUGGGAACGCGACCGGCGGGGAAAAGGACGAAAAGAUGGGAGGGAACGUCGAGAGUCCUUCCAGCGGUGAAAUGAUGGUCGACGAAACGCCGAAUCAAGCACCGCAACCGCCUGCACCCGCUCCUACCACUACCUUUUAUCCUUUUAGUGCGUUAGGCGUGCACACCGGCCCGCCGCCGGCGCCACCGCCUCCGACAUCCGGAUCUAGUUCUGUGAAGACCGAACAAAUGCAAGCUGAACCGGCACCGUUGCUUUCCGCGCAGUACGAACCACUCUCCGACGAGGAUUGAUAGUCUAAUAAUCUAGCGACGUACAGAUCAACUUGCUGUGACAACUUUCUUAGGGUAUUUAUACGGUUUGUUCAAUCUCGACGAAAGUUUUAUCCAGGCGACGAUAACGAUCGAAUAUUUCGUAAUUUACCAAUGUUUUCGGGCGUCAGCCAUUACGUUCUUACUGGUCGUCAAAUUCUCAUCCUAAUCGAACAGAGAUUCGUUUCUCCUUUCUGUUUCGUUGUCUUCUUCUUCUUCUUCUUCUUCUUCUUCUU